Molecule: messenger RNA, 1576 nt
Organism: Coffea arabica (coffee)
Lineage: Eukaryota; Viridiplantae; Streptophyta; Magnoliopsida; Gentianales; Rubiaceae
Source: RefSeq, a predicted model, not a curated record
ACUCUGUCCAGCAGCAGUUCACUUGCAAUUAGCCGCAGCUCCCCCAAACCCCCCCAAUCCAAAAAAAAGGGAGGAAAGAAAAAGUUGGAGCAAAAUUCGACUAGAAAGACGUUAUAGUGUGGCCCAAGCAUAUAUAAUUUGGUUUUGUUGUUAAUUUAGGCCCUCAUCACGUUUGCAUAUGAGUGCAAUAUUGGAAACGAUUACUAGUAAUAAUAAUGAGGAGUGAGCAGUAGUGCGGUAGCAGAAGUAGAUUAUGGCGAUCUCAGCAUCCUCAUCAAGAUGGAAUAGGCAGCGUCCGCAGCUGCUGCUAGGAGUCCGGAGGACUCAUCGCAGAUGGCCCCCCUUCCUCCCCUUCCCCUCCACCAUCAGAAGAAACAUCGUCUUCCGAUGGCUGCUCAUUGCCCUAGCAUUUAUCGCCAUCUUACCGCCUCUUUUCUUCCAUUUCAAGCUCCGACGCUUCCAUCAGAUGCAAUUUCGCAGGUGCCGUUGGCUUAGAAAUCCUCCUCUUGUAUGUGCUCAUGGUGGUGACUCCUCCAAGGCCUUCCCUAAUACAAUGGAUGCAUAUCAAACUGCUCUUCGUUCUCAAGUCGAUUGCAUUGAAAUUGAUGUCUCUCGUUCUUUGGAUGGGGGAUUGUUUGCUCUUCAUGACAGGCAGGGAUUUGCAGCGAAUAUUGGGGAACAGUACAUCUAGAGUUGGAUACUUGAGUACCAAAGAGAUUCAAGAACUGGUUCCGAACCAGCAUCUUGCAAUGAAGUUUCAUGAUCUAUCCAUUCCUACAAUUGAAGAUGCAUUGAAGUUUGUAUCUGGAUCGGUCCGAGAAGUAAUUCUUGAUGCAAAAGUUGGGCCUCCAUCAUACGAAAAAGGACUGGCACAGGAUAUUAUUUCUCUGCUGGAAAAGACAGUGUGUAAAAGUUGCCUUGUAUGGGCCAAAAGUGACACUCUAGCAAGGGACUUGAUCAAGCUAUCAUCUGAUGUUACGGUGGGCUACAUUGUGAUGAUCAACCCGUCAACUGGAACUAGAAUGAACUUACUGAGGAUGAGGGGCGCUGAAGUGGUUGGCGUUUACCACCCUUUGGUUGAUGAGAAGCUUGUAAAAAUUCUGCAUGGGAGGAAAAAGAAGGUUUACGCAUGGACAGUGGAUGAUGAGAUCUCCAUGCAAAAAAUGUUAUUUGAGCACGUUGAUGCAGUGGUUACUAGCAAUCCCACAUUGUUUCAGAGAGUUAUGCAGAACAUGAGAACAGAGUGUCUCGAGGAAGGGUUUUCUUUGUCAUCCUGAAAGUCGCAAUAGCUGAAUGCAUGUACUCUGCGUGUUGCAGAUGUGUAACUCUUAUUAUGCAGACAUGGAUGCAGAGUAUAAAGAGAGACCGAAGUAGGAAGUCAUCUGCACAAAAAUGCUAGUAGGAGUUGUUGAAUCAUUUUUUUCGUACCUGCUGAACCACGUUAGGUUGUGAAUUCCCUGAAGCAGGUUACAGGAGGAGGUUUGCCAUCCUAAGUUGUUGCGAACUUGGGACUGGUGAUGCCUCCUCCUCGCAUGAACACGAACUUUUAAAUUUUUGAGUGUGGCGUGAUCCAAAU